UGGCUCAUUGAUGAUCCAGGGUGAAAAGAUGGCGACACAGAAAGAGGUCCUCUUGGGAAUUUUGGAAGAUUUGGGAGCCGAGGACUUUAAAAAGUUCAAGUGGUACCUGCAGCAGAAGGAGGUCCUGGAAGGCUUCCCAGCAAUCCAAAAGAGUCGACUGGAGAAUGCAGACAGGGUGGACACAUUAGAUCAGAUGGUCCAGAACUAUUGUAUAAACACUACUAAAGUGAUCAGAAUAGUUUUGGUAAAGAUAAAUAAGAAUGAUCUAAUGGAAAAUAUCCCAAACACCAUCUCAGAACCCACAGAGAUUCUUGCUGAGUGCCGGCGUAAACUGAAAUCAAAACUGAAGAAGAAGUUCCAGUGUGUGUUUGAGGGGAUUGCUAAAGCAGGAAACCCAACCCUUCUGAACCAGAUCUACACAGAGCUCUACAUCACAGAGGGAGGGACUGCAGAGGUCAAUGAUGAACAUGAGGUCAGACAGAUUGAAACAGCAUCCAGGAAACCAGACAGACCAGAAACCACCAUCAGACAAGAAGACAUCUUUAAAGCCUCACCUGGAAGAGAUGAACCAAUCAGAACAGUGAUGACAAAGGGAGUGGCUGGCAUUGGGAAAACAGUCUUAACACAGAAGUUCACUCUGGACUGGGCUGAAGACAAAGCCAACCAGGACAUACAGUUCACAUUUCCAUUCACUUUCAGAGAGCUGAAUGUGCUGAAAGAGAAAAAGUACAGCUUGGUGGAACUUGUUCAUCACUUCUUUCCUGAAACCAAAGAAGCAGGAAUCUGCAGGUUUGAAGAGUUCCAGGUUGUGUUCAUCUUUGACGGUCUGGAUGAGUGUCGACUUCCUCUGGACUUCCACGACAAUGAGGUCCUGACUGAUGUUACAGAGUCCACCUCAGUGGAUGUGCUGCUGACAAACCUCAUCAGGGGGAACCUGCUUCCCUCUGCUCGCCUUUGGAUAACCACACGACCUGCAGCAGCCAAUCAGAUCCCUCCUGAGUGUGUUGACAUGGUGACAGAGGUCAGAGGGUUCACUGACCCACAGAAGGAGGAGUACUUUAUGAAGAGAUUCAGAGAUAAGAAGCAGGCUGACAGAAUCAUCUCCCACAUCAAGACAUCACGAAGCCUCCACAUCAUGUGCCACAUCCCAGUCUUCUGCUGGAUCACUGCUACAGUUCUGGAGGUGUUGAAGACCAGAGAGGGAGGAGAGCUGCCCAAGACCCUGACUGAGAUGUACAUCCACUUCCUAGUGGUUCAGUCCAAACUGAAGAACGUCAAGUAUGAUGGAGGAGCUGAGACAGAUCCACACUGGACUCCAGAGAGCAGGAAGAUGAUUGAGUCUCUGGGAAAACUGGCUUUUGAGCAGCUGCUGAACGGCAACCUGAUCUUCUAUGAAUCAGACCUGACAGAGUGUGGCAUCGAUAUCAGAGCAGCAUCUGUGUACUCAGGAGUGUUCACACAGAUCUUUAAAGAGGAGAGAGGCCUGUACCAGGACAAGGUGUUCUGCUUCGUCCAUCUGAGCGUUCAGGAGUUUCUGGCUGCUCUUCAUGUCCAUCUGACCUUCAUCAACUCUGGUGUCAAUCUGCUGGCAGAAGAACAAACAACCUCCUGGUUGUCUAAAGUAUUUGGAGGGAAACCUGAACCAUAUCAUCUCUAUCAGAGUGCUGUGGAAAAGGCCUUACUGAGUCCAAAUGGACACCUGGACUUGUUCCUCCGCUUCCUUCUGGGUCUUUCACUGAAGACCAAUCAGACUCUCCUACGAGGUCUGCUGACACAGACAGGAAGUAGCUCACAGACCCAUCUGGAAACAGUUGAGUACAUCAAAAAGAAGAUCACUGAGAAUUUUUCUCCAAAGAGAAACAUAAAUCUGUUUCAUUGUCUGAAUGAACUGAAUGAUCGUUCUCUAGUGGAGGAGGUCCAACAGUACCUGAGUUCAGGAAGUCUCUCCACAGAUGAACUCUCUCCCACUCAGUGGUCAGCUCUGGUCUUCAUUUUACUGUCAUCAGAAAAAGAUCUGGACGUGUUUGACCUUAAGAAAUACUCCGCUUCAGAGGAGGCUCUUCUGAGGCUGCUGCCAGUGGUCAAAGCAUCCAACAAAGCUCUACUAAGUGGCUGUAACCUCUCAGAGAGAAGCUGUGUAGCUCUGUCCUCAGUUCUCUGCUCCCCGCCCUCUAGUCUGAUAGAGCUGGACCUGAGUAACAAUGACCUCCAAGAUUCAGGAGUGAAGCUGCUCUCUGCUGGACUGGAGAGUCUACACUGUGGACUGGAAACACUCAGGCUGUCGGGCUGUCAGGUCACUGAGGAAGGCUGUGCAGCUCUGGCCUCAGCUCUGAAGUCCAACCCCAGCCAUCUGAGAGAGCUGGACCUGAGCUACAAUCAUCCAGGAGACUCAGGAGGAAAGCUGCUAUAUGCUUGUCAGGAGGAUCCACACUUGAGACUGGAUGCUCUCAGUUUAGACCAUGGUGGAGAGCAGAGACUGAAACCUGCCAUGAAGAAGUAUUCCUGUGAACUCACACUGGACACAAACACAGCAAACAGAGAGCUUAAACUGUCUGACAACAACAGAACGGUGACACUUGUGAGAAGGGAACGGACAUAUCCUGAUCAUCCAGAGAGAUUUGACCACUGGAAACAGCUGCUGUGCAGAAAUGGUCUGACUGGUCGCUGUUACUGGGAGGUCAAUUGGGAAGGGCUGGUUCAUAUAGCAGUGACUUACAGAGGAAUCAGAAGGAAAGGAAAGGGAUAUGACUGCAGGUUUGGAGGGAAUAAUCAGUCCUGGAGUCUGAGCUGCUCUGGUGAUGGUUUUUCUGUCUGUCACAAAAAGAUAAAAACAGAUCUCCCUCCUUCCUCCUCCUCUGUCUCUAACAGAGUUGCAGUGUAUGUGGACUGUCCUGCUGGCACUCUGUCCUUCUACAACGUCUUUUCUGACACACUGAUCCACCUCCACACCUUCAACACUAUGUUCACUGAACCUCUUUAUCCUGGGUUUAGGUUUGUGUCCAAGCCUGGUUCCUCAGCGUCACUCUGUUUUCUGUAGAAGGUGUAAUGUCUUCCUGACAUCUAAAUAAUCCAAAGAAGGAAUCACUCUGGAAACUUGACAUUUCUAUACCAUUUUUAGAAACAUCUUGACCAUGUUAACAACUCAUAGCAACAACCUGGACAUCCCGGGUCUCUCAUUAACUUAUCAUACACUGUCCACUACUGUAUGUGUACCAGUGCAUUUUCCAAAAUGAACAGGCCUGAAAUUGUUUUGUUUUAUGCAUACUCUUUCCUGUGAGAACUUGAGCAUCAAGGUUAAGAAAGGCUUCCUCGUAGACUCCCCAAUUAUCUCCUUGCAUUCAUUGUUGAUAUAAUUUCCUCUGAGUCAGACACUCUAAUCACCCUCCGGUGUAACAAGCUCUUUGCCCCAGCUGUAG
Micropterus dolomieu (smallmouth bass) is the source of this 3416-nucleotide messenger RNA. Its product is annotated as NACHT, LRR and PYD domains-containing protein 3-like. The record is from RefSeq and is a predicted model, not a curated record. Bases 11 to 3037 code for a protein of 1008 amino acids. NCBI's taxonomy places the organism in Eukaryota, Metazoa, Chordata, Actinopteri, Centrarchiformes, Centrarchidae. The transcript is spliced from 7 exons. Gene Ontology annotation, molecular function: protein binding.